AUGUGUCCUCCUCAGAGCAAGGAGACCACUUCGACCGAACAGCAAAUCAAAAAGUUGGAGGAAGACCUUCUUGAGCUGGCCAUUAUUAGGAGCGUGGACGACGAUAUAAUCUCCGAUUUGCUAACUAAUCCCAUCUACAUGGAUCCCGAACGUUCGGAGGCUGCUUAUGAGACGAUAGACAAAAUUCUAGAAGCGAUGGAGGAGGACCUGAAAGCCAACCAGGCCGGUAAGCGUCAAGGAAUAAUCAAGAGAUUGGGCCCAUGUAUCCUUCCCUGGGUUCAAGAGAAGUAUGGCCGCUAG
This is a messenger RNA of Exophiala spinifera, 300 nucleotides long. RefSeq lists its product as uncharacterized. The record is from RefSeq and is a predicted model, not a curated record. The transcript has a single exon. The coding region runs from base 1 to 300 and encodes 99 amino acids. Lineage: Eukaryota; Fungi; Ascomycota; Eurotiomycetes; Chaetothyriales; Herpotrichiellaceae.